GAGCCAUGUUUUGGAGAUGCCAUGUGAGGGCUGCAUGGAGUGGGACAAUGUGAGCACUGGCACAACCAUGGAGUUCCUCCUGCUCGGCUUCUCCGAGCUGCUCCAUCUGCGGGUCCUGCUCUUCCUUACCUUUCUCACUGUCCAUUUGGUCACACUGGCAGGGAAUAUGAUGAUCUUCAUGGCGGUGGUGAUGGAGCCCUCACGUUCCCCCAUGCUUUUCUUCCUCAGCCAACUCUCUGCCAUGGAGCUCUGCUAAAUUUUAGUCAUCAUCCCCAAGGCACUGCUCAACCUGGCGGCGGGCGGCAGCGCCAUCUCCGCGCUGGGCUGUGCCGCACAGAUGCAGUUCUUCGUGGCCCUCAGCGGGGCCGACUGCUUCCUGCUGGCAGCCAUGUCCUACAACCGCUACGUGACCAUGUGCCAGCCCCUGCACUACACAGCCCUGGUGGGCGAGGGGCUGUGCCUCCGCCUGGCUCUGGCCUGCGCCCUGGGAGGCUUCGCCCUGGGCUUGACGGUGGCUGUGUUAUGCCUGCCUUUCUGUCAGCCCCGCUGAAUUGAGCACUUCUUCUGCAAUGUGCCUGCCGUGCUGCGCCUGGCCUGCAUGCAGGGAUACACCGCCGAGCUGCCCAUGCUGGCGGCCUGUGUGCUCCUGCUGCUGCUCCCCUUCCUGCUAAUCCUGGCCUCAUACCUCUGCAUUGCUGUGGCUUUGUUAGGCGUCACCUCCCCUGUGGGAAGGGGCAAGGCCUUUUCCACCUGCUUUUCACACCUAGCCGUCAUCUUACUGCACUAUGGCUGCGCCACCUUCAUCUACAUUCGUCCCAAGUCCAGUUACUCACCAGCUCGGGACAAGGUGGUGUCUCUGGUCUACACCAACAUUACUCCUUUAAUGUAUCCUCUCAUUUAUAGUCUGAGGAAAAAGGAAAUCAGAGAGAUCCUCAAGAAAAUGAUGAGGAGGAAGAAAAUAGGUAAACUGGGAUACUAUCAGAGUUGUGAUGUGUGUGUAUGUGGUAAAUUUUAGUAGAACAUACACAUGCUUGCUGGAAAACAGCCCCAUAACCAGACAACCAUAGGCUUCACUAAGGCAAAUAUCCAGGCAGAAUUCUACAUGCAUCACUACAUUCAUGAGAAAAAAAUAUCUCUGCUCAAAAAAAUCCCCAACAUAAUACUUGAUCUAAAGGAAAAUGCUUUAGUGAGUUGUGAGGAUGAAGAGCUUUGAUCAGUCACUGGUCUCACUUCUCUGAUCACAUACAUAUUCAGGCUCACUCUGAUCACAUCCCAGCACAAUCAGAAGAUCAACACAAAAAUUUCUAAAGCUAAUAAACCAAUACUACAGUAUUAAUUUUGUUAUUUUUCUAUCAAGAUGACAGUAGAAAUUGGGUAAUCAGUACAGAUUUUAGACUGGUAAGUUUAGCAGCACAAUAAAUCUGUAGGGACUUAAAGGAAGGUUAGAAGAAGAAAGUCCAUGGCUAGAAAGAAGGGUAAAAUAGCUGUGGUUUUCUCCAAAUUUAGUAGAAGGCUGCACUCUGGCAUCACAUGACAAAUGGAAAGAUUGUUAGUGUAAACUCAUCUAACCUUGAAUUAUUCUACAUAUUGAAAGUUAAAAUGCCAUUAGUCUAACAAGAGUAUGGCUUUGCUAUGCCUGUUCUGCAGGAAGCAAAACAUGUUUCCUUUUAUAGGGAGAUGCUUUAGGUUUGGAUUGUUCCUAUGGCAACACAAAGCCUAAGAUACUUGUUUUAUCAUGUGACUUUCACCGGCAAAGACUGCAUCAUAUAAAUAUGAAUGCCUGGGGAGUGUUGAGAUGUGUAAUUGUAAAAGUAAUAAUACUGCUGCCACAAUUACUGCAAUUUCUUCAGCAAAACCAGUGAGACUUACAGCACAGGCUGGACUGCAGCAGACGUAAGAGUCUGAAAGGUGCAAAGCAGUGCUAUUUUAUGAGUUUCCUAUGUGUAGGAGGAACAGGAUGAUUCAGACAAAUUAGAGA
Molecule: messenger RNA, 1978 nt
Organism: Passer domesticus (house sparrow)
Lineage: Eukaryota; Metazoa; Chordata; Aves; Passeriformes; Passeridae
Product: olfactory receptor 10AC1-like
Exons: 2
Biological process (GO): G protein-coupled receptor signaling pathway
Cellular component (GO): membrane
Molecular function (GO): olfactory receptor activity; G protein-coupled receptor activity
Source: RefSeq, a predicted model, not a curated record